CUAGCUCAGCCCAGGAUCAGCCCCAAUUUCAGAUCAGCCCGGGCGGUAAAUUGGUGCCAAGCUCAGGCUAGCACUGGCAAUGGCAAUGGCAUUGACAUUGGCACUGGCACUGACAUCGGUGCUAGCAUUAGCACUAGCAAUAGCACUGGCCACGAAUACGACCGCCAUGGUCCCUUUGGUGCGAAUGGCCAGGCCUCAAGUCGAGAAUGGGCUGUACUGACGUGCAGUUUUAACCAGCCAAACAGCCAGCCAGCCAACCAGCCAAACAGCCAGCCAGUCAGUUAUCUGGUAGCUGACCUCAAUAACAGAGGAAACAAUUUAGGGACCCGAUUCUACAGUGCUGGAGUUCGUACAGGGCGACGCAAUGCUGCCGGAAGUCGAUGCGUGGCUGCACAACGGGACAACAUCAGAAAGCAUCCAAUUGAGGUGAGGCAUUCUAGUCUGGCCUAG
This is a messenger RNA of Protopolystoma xenopodis, 450 nucleotides long. Lineage: Eukaryota; Metazoa; Platyhelminthes; Monogenea; Polystomatidea; Polystomatidae. The record is from the annotation of a GenBank genome assembly.